Rodentolepis nana is the source of this 1254-nucleotide messenger RNA. Lineage: Eukaryota; Metazoa; Platyhelminthes; Cestoda; Cyclophyllidea; Hymenolepididae. The record is from the annotation of a GenBank genome assembly.
AUGCCAUCUAUAGUCGGUAUCGUUCACUCAAAUGAACUGCUAAAACUCUCUAGUCUUUCUCCUAAAUAUGAAAAUCGUUUUUCUUUGGUAAUGGGUCUUAUAUUUGCCUAUGACUUAACCAAAAACCUCACUCGGAUACCCCCGUUGGAAAUGUGCUCGUCCAAAGAAAUGAAUUAUUUAACUCUCUUUCAUAGUGAAGACUACGUUAACUUUCUACGACUUUUGGAUGAAUACUAUGAGUCGGACGAUGAACCUAAAAUCCCUGAUGAUAUCUCCGAAGCUUUUGACGAAUACGGCCUUAGUUAUGAUUGCCAUGGCUUUAAAGGUGUAUUCAGUUUUGCUCUUGCUGCAGUUAGAGGAACAUUGGCGGCUGUUGACUGUCUGAUCAAUUCACAAUGUCAGAUUGCAAUUAAUUGGGCUGGAGGUUGGCAUCACGCAAAGCGCUCCGAGGCGUCAGGGUUUUGCUACCUCAAUGAUAUCGUUCUAGGUAUUCAACACCUUCUGUCUGCUCCUCAGUUCUCUUCUGGUCCCAUCCUCUACAUCGACCUGGAUCUUCACCAUGGAGAUGGUGUCGAAGAGGCUUUCGCCUACUCUCCUCGAGUGAUUACUUUCUCCGUUCAUCAUGGAGCCCCUGGCUUCUUUCCUGGUACUGGUGUGCCAGGUGGCACGGGGGAAUAUUUUGUUGGAGCAAGAGGGGGUCGCUUCUCCUGUUUCAAUCUUGCUUUGGGCAAGUUCCACUCAUUUGUUAAUUACUCUGAGGGAGCCAAUGACGAGACCUGGUGGUCAGGAGUCGAGCCAAUUCUUACUACUCUGCAUGCCUCUCUCCACCCACUUGCUGUUGUCAUUCAGUGUGGAGCUGAUGCCCUCUCCUCUGAUCCCCAUCGUACUUUCAACCUCUCUGCUUCCCUCAACGCUAAUCAGCAGAUGCAGUCAGGGUAUGUUGCCGCCCUUCGUCUCGUACUGAGUUGGCAUCUGCCAACGCUUAUUUUGGGUGGUGGUGGGUACCAUCUGGCAGAUACUGCUCGACUUUGGCUCAUGCUCACCUCUUUGGCUGUGUCUUCUGUGACUCAUGAAGAAAUGAAAAUUGACCAGGACAUUCCAGAGCAUGACAAUUUCUCCUCUUUUGGGCCUGAUUUUACUUUGGAUGUACAUCCUUCCAUGCGACCAGAUCUCAAUUCGUCUGUUGCCGUCGAUAAGGAGGUGAAACGACUUUUGAAACAAAUUGACGACUUCCGUGAACUGCAUAAAUCUUAA